This is a messenger RNA of Panicum virgatum (switchgrass), 973 nucleotides long. Its product is annotated as universal stress protein PHOS34-like. The transcript has 3 exons. Lineage: Eukaryota; Viridiplantae; Streptophyta; Magnoliopsida; Poales; Poaceae. The coding region runs from base 215 to 709 and encodes 164 amino acids. The record is from RefSeq and is a predicted model, not a curated record.
GCAGCGGGCACGGGGACGGCGCGGCCGCCGCAGCCCGCGCACAACAGCUCACCGCAGGCCUCUCCCUCGACCCUGUGUUUUAAAGCAGGCUGCGCUCCUCUCUGUUCCUCAUCGAUAGUAGAGCAGAGCAGAGCAGAGUCUUCCUCAACCCAUCCUCGCUCCCCUACACCAAUUCGUUCAGCGAUCUUUCGUGCUUGGCCCUCCUGCGCUGCACAUGGCAUCCCCCGCCGCCGCCGGAGCCGCCGGGCGCCGCAUCGUGGUGGCCGUGGACGAGGGCGAGGAGAGCGCGCACGCGCUCGCCUGGUGCCUCGCCAACGUCGUCUCCCCGGCGGGCGGCGACACGCUCGUGCUCGUGCACGCGCGCCGCCCGCGCCCCGUCUACGCCGCCAUGGACAGCGCAGGGUACAUCAUGACCUCGGACGUGCUGGCGAGCGUGGAGCGGCACGCCAGCGCCGUCUCGGCGGCGGCCGUCGACAAGGCCAGGCGCCUCUGCGCCGAGCACCCGCACGUGGCGGUGGAGACGCUGGUGGAGAGCGGGGACCCGCGGGACGUGAUCUGCGACGCCGCCGACAAGGUGGGCGCCGACCUGCUCGUCAUGGGCAGCCAUGGAUACGGCUUCAUCCAGAGGGCGUUCCUGGGCAGUGUCAGCAACCACUGCGCGCAGAACUGCAAAUGCCCGGUCCUCAUCGUCAAGAGGCCCAAGGAGUAGACCGGUCCUUGCAAAUGCUGCAUCUUGCCAGCCUGUAGCAUCAUAUAUGUAAAUAUUUUUUUUAAUCCUCCCAUGGCAACUGGUUUCUUGUUCGAGAACAUGAUCAGAGCACUACAGGUUUUUUUUUUUUGCUGGAAUAAGAGAUUCAGACAGAGUAUUUCGUCAACUAUUGUACAGCAUAUUCUGUUCUCUGAAUCUGAGAGCAAAGUGGUUGGUCGUCUUUGCCAAACCAUGUAGUACUAAUUUAGCCACAUUGCUGUUGGA